This is a messenger RNA of Sebastes umbrosus (honeycomb rockfish), 3345 nucleotides long. RefSeq names its product zinc finger protein 664-like. Gene Ontology annotation, cellular component: nucleus. Lineage: Eukaryota; Metazoa; Chordata; Actinopteri; Perciformes; Sebastidae. The transcript is spliced from 2 exons. The coding region runs from base 131 to 1330 and encodes 399 amino acids. The record is from RefSeq and is a predicted model, not a curated record.
GUUAACAGUGUGACACCCAGCGGAAGUAAACAACACAAAGCGCUAGUAGCUGCAUGGACGUGUCGAGUUAGCUGGAAGGUUAUAUUGUAUUUGUAGCGCAGAUAAUCAUUUAAUUUGUGAUUAAACAACAAUGUCUUCAGUUGAGUAUCUGAGAGAGUUUGUUAAUGAGCGACUAACUGUUGCUGCUGAAGAAAUAUUUGGUGUUUUUGAGAAAACUAUCGUCGAGUAUGAAGAAGAGAUCGACCGACAGAGAAGACUGUUAGAUAUCGUUUGGAAACCUGCAAUAAAGUUACACAGGAUAGAGCUCCCACAGCAACAUGUCUGUAAGGAGGAGGAGGAUCUCACUGACCAGCAGCUCUGUAUUCAGGAGAGGAACUCCAGCCUGGACCAAGAGGACCCAGAGCCUCUACAGAUUAAAGAGGAACAGGAGGAAUUCUGCACCAGUCAGGAGGGAGAGCAGCUUGAAGUGAAGCAGGAGGAGACUGAGACCUUUAUGUUGACUCCUACUUAUGAGGAAAGUGACCACAGUGACCCAGAACCAAACAGUGACCACCAGCUCCUCUCUCACAACUCUCAAGAAGCUGAGAGCCAAGAUCAGAAAGGAGGCAAUCAUGGCGACACAGAGUCAACUACAAAUGUAGAGCCAAAGAAAAGACAUCACAAAAGCAAAAGUCACAGUAACAAUGUAAACAACUCCAACCUGUUAAAGUUUCACCGGAAUACACAGGCAGGUAAAGCGUUUUUCCAAUGUGACACAUGUGGGAAAGCUUUCAAGUUUAGGUCUUAUUUGUAUAUACACCUGAGAACUCACUCAGGUGAGAAGCCACAUUCUUGCAGCUUCUGUGCGAAAAGAUUCAGUCAGAUAUCAACAUUGAAGGCUCAUAUCAGAAUCCACACAAGUGAGAAACCAUACACUUGCAAAACAUGUGGAAAAGAUUUUCGAUACAGUGGUCACCUGAUGGUCCACAUGAGAACCCACACAGGUGAGAAGCCAUAUUCUUGCGAAACAUGUGGAAAGGAUUUUCGAUAUAAUAGUCACUUGAUAAACCACAUGAGAACACACACAGGUGAGAAGCCGUUUGCAUGCGAAACAUGUGGGAAAGCGUUCGCACUUAGUGGCCACUUGAUAGGCCACAUGAGAACACACACAGGUGAGAAGCCGUUUACAUGCAAAACAUGUGGAAAGGAAUUUGGACGUAAUCGUGGCUUGUUGUCCCACAUUAGAAGAGCCCACACUGGGGAGAAGCCGUACCUUUGCAAGAUUUGCGGGAAAGAAUACUUUGAAAUGUCUCAAUUGGCAAGACAUGUAAGACUGCAUACAGACAAGUAGCCUUGUAUUUGCAAAAUAUGCGAGAGACAAUUCAAUUCUUGUGGUUCAUGGUGAAAACACAAGAACUGACGGAAGUGAAGAACUACAUAAAUGCAGCAGGAAAAGUUUUACUCAAAUCAAGGACUUGAAAAAACACCUGAGAAUCAAUAUACACGGGAGAAACCAUCGAGCUGAAACUGCUGUGGAGACGUGUUCACUAACUGAAUGAAAUACACUUUUGCAAUCACUACAUCUCUGUAAUUGAAUGUCUACAAUUCCCCAUUGAGAUGAGAUCACAAUAUUUUAUUGAAAUGAAGUAGUACAUUUUUAACAAUUCAUCAAGUUUUGUUGAACUAACCUCUGUUUUUUUUCCUUGAUAUUACUGUAUUACUCACAGUAUUCCAUAAUCUCACACAUUUUUGAAAAAUAAUUUUUGCUCAGUGAGUUCCUAGUUCCCAGUAUAAUACAAUGAUAAGUGCCCACAGAAGGGUGGGCAAUAACAUGCUGAUCUCAUGUUUGUAUUCUAACAAUAAAGCUUAGUAAGGUGAUGAUGUAAGAAUACAAGAUUCACACUGAAGUCUAAAGCUAUAAGCAAAAUGUAUUCAUCAAGGCAGCAGAUGGAAAUGACACUCUGUGAUUCAAAAUUGUUUUCAGAUAUCCCAAAGGUGAAAUAUUUGGGUUAUUUAGGAAUCCAGAUAUAGCCUUCAGUUAAUCAAAUCACUAAAAACAAUUUCACUUCUAUUUUCACGAUUCUCAGUCAUUAAAAUGAAUGGUCUUUCCUGCAUAAACUUUUAUAGCUCUAUAAUCCACCCGUCACCACCAGCGGGGUGUUGGGAUAGGUUGCAUUCAUUACUCUCUAAAUUUAGUUGGAAAGGCAAACGCCCUUGUAUUAACUUCUUUACCUCACAACAAGACAGACAAUCCCCAAAUUGCAUGCUCUGCCAUCGGGGAGUUUCUGGUUCAUUUUUGCAUAUGGUAUGGGAUUGCUCAGAUGUUUUUAGAUUUGGAAAUGUGUCUCUUCAUAUCUGUCAGAGAUUAUAGAAUGCUCUGUACCAUGCUCUCCAUUGGUUUUAUUGUUGAAUGAUGAUUGUAUGUUGAAAUUUAGUUCCAACAACGAUCGAGUACGGCUGGCUGGCCUUACAGCAGCCAAAAAAAAAUAAUCGCUCUACGUUGGCAGGCUCCAUAGUCUUUGCAGAGGCAACAGUGGUUACUUACUUUUCUAGAUAUUCUUUACAGUCUGUCACAAGAACUCAUGGUGCAAAACAAAAUACUGUAAAUGUUUUAGUAAAUGCUGUUGAAAGUAUAAAGGCGCUAAUGUAAGUAAUACGUAAACCCUGGCAGAGAUGUGUCAUGGGUGGUUGACUGUGUUCUUGGUUUGGUCAUGGUAUCGGUCAUUGUGUGGAUGAUUUGCAAUGGUGCUGCCUUGGUGGAGUUAGUGUGUUGUAUGGUACCACUUCUGCACGUGAUUGGUUGUUAUGAGGUAUUCCAGUAUGGAUCAGAACCACAUCGUAUGGUAUGGUGUUUCCAACAUUUCUUUUUUGCUCCCUACUAUUACCGUAUAGCAGUUUUGUAUACAUGUACAUGUAUGUGCUAUGAUACCUCUUUGUAGGGAAUGGUUGGUGUAGUCCUGUGGGGCGGCAGGGAUAUGUUGGGAUAUGUCCCGUGAAGUUGUUUCUAUCUGUAUGUAUGUAUUAUGUAAUCAAUAAAAAUCUGAUCACAAAAAAAUCAAGGCAGCAGAUGGUUGCGACUGACAUAAAAAGUAAAAGCAGUUAAAGUGAAGAAUAGUUCUUUUCAGAGUGUUAAGUUAUAGCAUGCAAGAGGUGUUUUAAUGUUGCAGCUCACAGACUGGAGGUUAAAUUGUUAAAGUAUGAUUUAAUACCGUUUGGUAGUUUGAUCAGUGGCGCUGCUUCAAACUGAACAAGGGGAAUUUAACUACAUCUACUCAAGUACAUUAAUUGUCCUCAGAUGGCCAAGAUUGCAUGUAAACUCCACACCGAUGUGAAAUCUUCCAAUAAAAAAAGAUCAGUUUUGAGGUA